This is a messenger RNA of Pecten maximus, 5802 nucleotides long. RefSeq names its product importin-4-like. The transcript is spliced from 28 exons. Gene Ontology annotation, cellular component: nucleus; cytoplasm. Lineage: Eukaryota; Metazoa; Mollusca; Bivalvia; Pectinida; Pectinidae. Gene Ontology annotation, molecular function: small GTPase binding; nuclear import signal receptor activity. Bases 94 to 2862 code for a protein of 922 amino acids. Gene Ontology annotation, biological process: protein import into nucleus. The record is from RefSeq and is a predicted model, not a curated record.
CGUAAUCCAAGAACUGCAUUGAUUACUGUUAUUGAAAAACAGACUAUAACUGAACUCUCCGGUUUGUGAAACCUCAAAAGGCGAAACACGAAAAUGGCCUCCAACUUGGAAGAAACACUCGGGAAACUUCUUGUUCCAGACAACAACACGAUUCAGCUGGCAACACAGCAGCUGAAGGAGUUAUUUAAGGACCCUAACAUUGUCCCUGGUCUCUGCCAGGUCCUCGGAUCAUCUCAAGUGCCUCAAGUUCGUCAAUUUGCAGCAGUUCUUCUGAGAAGAAAAAUCCAGAAAGGGAGACAUUAUCGUGCUCUUCCAGAAAAUAUCAUUAACAAUAUCAGGGAUAACAUCUUACAGAUCCUUGUACAAGAACCAGAGAAGAGUGUGAGGAACUCCAUUGCCCAGGUGGUUGCUGUGGUGGCCAAACAUGACCUUCCAAACAACAGCUGGCCACAGCUGCUGCAGUUUCUGGGAACCUCGUGUAAGAGUCAAACAGUUGUGGAGAGAGAGACUGGUGCAUUUGUACUUCACUCUGUGGCAUCUGGGGCGGGAGAACAGCUGAAGCCUCAUCUUGCAAGUCUGCUGCAGAUGCUGGCUGUAGUAGUCAAUGAUACAGAGAGUGUUCUUGUUCCAUACUACUCAGUAAGAACAAUCACAGAACUUAUCUUCUUUAUUGGCGAAGAUGAGAAGAAAUAUGUUCAAGGUAUGAUUCCAAGAAUUUUGGAGUUUGCAAAAAUUCUUAUACCACAAGAUGAGGAGAAAGCGUGUGAAGUGUUAGAGGUAUUUGACGAGAUGUUGGAGUGUGAAGUGAACAUCAUAGUGCCUCACAUGAAAACCGUGGUUGAUUUCUCUCUAGAGGUUGCCGGAACAUCUGCCCUGGGCGACAGUGUACGAGUCAAGGCUAUGUCUUUCAUAGCAUCAUUUGUCAAGCUCAAGAAGAAGGCUUUCCUGAAACAGAAGCUAGUAGACCCUGUGUUAAAUGUCGUUUUCCCUGUGAUGUGUGCUGGAACAGAGGAUGAUGAAGAAGAUGAUGAUGAAGUUGUAGAUGAAGUAGAGGCACAGAAGCCAUCUGUUUAUGGCCCCCAGGUGAUCGAUACAAUGGCUCUCCAUCUUCCUCCUGACAAAUUCAUUCCUAACCUGAUGAAGAUCGUAGAGCCUGCAGUUUUGAGUGAGACAUCUUCGCAUCGUCGCGCUGCGUACCUUGCUCUGGCUGUAGUAGCAGAAGGUUGUGCUGACUACAUCACCAAUAAACACUUACAGGCAGUAUUACAGUGUGUUGUCAAAGGUCUGAAUGAUCCAGAACCACAGGUUAGGAAUUCUGCACUUUUUGCUCUUGGACAAUUUUCAGAACAUCUACAGCCGGAUAUCAGCAAAUUUGCCUCAGAGUUACUUCCCCUGCUGUUUGAAUACCUUGGCCGAGCAACAAAGGAGGCUGAUAAAAAUCCCAAGGGUCUGACCAAAAGCUACUACGCUUUAGAAAUGUUCUGUGAAAACCUUGGUAAAGACAUUCUGCCCUACUUAGCCACAUUAAUGGAGCACCUGAUCAAUGUCCUCCAGACCUCGCCCACCAACCGACCAAAGGAACUGGCAAUAAGUGCCCUAGGAGCCACUGUAAAUGCAGCAAAGGAAGGUAUGAAGCCCUACUUUCCUGUUAUCAUUGAGCAAUUCAAAAUCUAUCUCAUGGCUGGAGAAGAUGAGGAGAUGAGAAAGUUACAGAUACAGACUUUAGACACCCUUGGAGUGUUGGCUCGGGGAGUAGGACUGGAGACCUUUCUUCCAUUGACUAAGGAGUGUGCACAGCUUGGCUUGAAUCUCCUACACACAGUCGAUGAUCCUGACCUUCGCAGAUGUGUGUAUGGGCUGUUUGCAUCACUGUCCUCCAUCAUGAAAGGUGAUAUUGGGCCUUACCUAGAAAAUCUCAUUACACAUAUGCUUGGCUCUCUGAAGUCUACAGAAGGCGUAAAGGCACAUGUGAAGACAGCGGAAGAACAAGUGAGCUUAUUUAAUGAGGAAGACUUCGGUGAGGAGGAGGACAUAUCUCAAGAAGACGACGAGGAAGAUGAUGAGCAGCAUAUAGAAGGGAUCAGUGUAGAGAAUGCCUUUGUUGAUGAGAAAGAAGACACCUGCUGUGCUCUAGGAGAGCUGGCUGCCAAUUCAGGGUCAAUAUUCUUUCCAUACCUAGAGAAGAGUUCAAGAAUAUGUCAUAAGCAAACCAGUUCUGUGUCUGAGAAGUCGUUUGCCGUGGGGACCCUGGCUGAGAUCGUGCAGGCUUGUGGUGCUGCUAUCCUUCCCUUUACAGACACCCUGUACCCUCUGUUCAUGAAGAUGGUUAAGGAUGAGGAUGAUGAAGUGUCCAGUAACUCUGUUUUCGCUGUUGGAGUCCUGAUAGCUACCAGCGGGGAGAAGUUAAUCUCACAAUAUCCCGAGGUCCUCAAGUGCUUGUUUGACAUUCUAAGUAAGGGCAAUAAUCCACGUCUACUCGACAACAUCUGUGCUGCCACAUGUCGGAUGAUUAUGACCUACAAAGCUGGCGUUCCAAUGUCACAGGUUGUUCCAGUCAUUAUGCAAUGCCUGCCCCUGAAAGAGGACUUUGAGGAGAACGAAACUGUUUAUAAAUGUCUGGCUGAGCUCUACAGCAGUGGUGAUGGGGAGAUUUUGAAGCAAACUCCAAAGUUACUUGAAGUUGUAUCACAAGUUUUGGGUUCUGAAGGAUUAAAGGAUGAAACACAGUCCAUGUUGAUACAAACGGUGAAGCUGAUGCACAAACAAUUCCCAGACGACUUCAAAGCUAUAACACAGAGCCUGUCUCCUGAGCAGGCCAGUAAGCUGGAGACAUGUCUGACUUACGCCAAUGGGGCUUCCUAAUAUCCUGUGUCGUGUGGAUUUCCCGCACAUCUGUGUCAUCGGUCAUGUUAAAUGCUAGAUUUUAUAGCCCUACGUUGAUUUGUCAUGACUCGCUGCUUUCACUUCGCCUAGUUGAAACAGUCUAGGUGAUACCAUAAAGUACUACAUUGUAUCUGCAAUAAAUGAACGCACUUGUUCCUGAAUUGUAACGAAACAGGUACAACUCAAAAUGUAGUUAACGCUUUGUAUCAUGUACUCGUAGUUCAAAAAUCAAACAUCUUUCUUCUUCAGAUGUACUGAAUAGUAUACCAUUGUAUGUGUAUACUGAGGUUUUGUGAGGAAAGCUAGUCAUUAUCAGACUUAAUAUACCGGCUGGAUACAUCUGUACCCCUAAGACUGCAUGUUUAUGAAAGUCCCAAUUUUUCCCUGACUUCAGGUUUCAAAUUCAACCACUCCAACUGCUUCAAUCAGUUACACAAAGCAAUCUUACUUUCCAGUGAGCACAUACUAGUAUUAUUGACCAAGGCCAACACAAAGCAAUCUUACUUUCCAGUGAGCACAUACUAGUAUUAUUGACCAAGGCCAACACAAAGCAAUCUUACUUUCCAGUGAGCACAUACUAAUAUUAUUGACCAGUGCCAUUUUCGUUUAUUAUGGUACAAACAGUUUGACCAGUUGUUUGUUUGUGAAAUAAUGAAGGACCUAGUGAUUUUAUGUUGGAUUUGGAUGAGCCUUGACAAAGACUUUCUAGGCCUGUAUUAUCUGCAGGUCUGUUAAGAUUUUUGCCUAAAAAUGUUAAAAUUGAAAAUUGACAGUCCAAUUUGACAAAUCUGGUAUUCCAGUGAAUGGGCUUAAAUCCCCAAAUCAAUUGGAAUAGAAAAACCAAAGAUUUCUAAGUUGUGUUAGCUGAUAAAUACCAUUGAGUUUAAGAGGACCACCACCAAAUACUUACCCUUAUGUCUAAUUCCAGAGAUUAGGAAUGUAAAAUUUUGAUUGCUUCCUCGUACUGCCUUCUUUAAAGAGUUGUUUGCUGUUUGAACUCUUAUCUUUUGCUUUUUGAAGUGUAAUAAAUGUGUAUUUGGAAGGGGAAUUGUGUGUUUAUACUAAACGUUGCCUUGUAGUAGAUUGCAAAUAUUUUAUAAAUGUAUUUUUAUUAAAAAUGAUGACAUUAAAACAAUGUUUAAUUACGCAAAAAUGUAAUUGUGCCAAAUGUUUUUUUCUGUUGGCGUCCUCAAUUUUGAAUUGAUUAUAAGAUGCUGACUGUAAAUUUUGGACUAAAUUCUGUAUAAAGUGUUGGCUAGUGUAGCCUUUUGAUUUAAACAAAACAUGAAAUAUUGUUUUAAUUUUCUGUUCCAUUCUUGUGGAUGUUAUUGUGUAAUGACUGUUUAGGAUCACUUUGGGUUUCCAUUGUAAUGUAAACUUUCUGAUCAUGAGCAUAAACUCCUUACAUCCGUUGUUAUAAUAAUCAAAUUGUGUAAAAAAUAAUCAUUUUCGUUUUAGGGAUCUUUAUGUGCAGCGGUUUAUACAUGUAAAUUUUUCACACGUGAAAUAAAAAAUGGACCAAUCAGAAUUAUCCCAUCAAAUACAAUACUUUUCUGCUGUUUAGUCAAGAGUGGACAAUAGGUACUAAUGGAAGGAAAGUAUGUGCUGAAAAUUGGAAAUAUUUGUCGAUUAGCCUGUUUAAUACUCGCUAACUACUGACAAACAGUUUUACACUGUAAAUUUUCUUUGGGGAUUUUGUUGUUUGAAUAUUGAAUUAUUCACUUUCUUGGGCAGGAAUAAACAGAAAUAGCUGAGAACUUGCAUAUCUGCCAACGUCAUUACACUUUGUCUUUACCAUUCAAAAGUUUCGUUUUCGCAUUGUAUAAAUACAUGACAUCUCGGGAAGUCCCGUGUCGCUCAGUUUUGAUGGUUUGACCAAUGUGUAAAUAUUGAUGAUGUAGAAUUCUGAUAAACAAUAGUUUACGUUUGAUACUGGUUGAACUUACAAUUGGGCAUCAUUCCUCUUACAGAAAAGAUUAUUCUACUGAUAACUAUUAUUUUUUCUGUUAUUUUUGGGUGAGUUUUAUGGAAAGAUAAUUAAAAUAAAUGAUAUACUUAAGAUUUCAACAUUAAGUCAUUUAUACAUUUUGUAAAUAGUGUAAUAUUAAAAGAUCUUAUUUAAUGUUAACUGAAAAAAUUACCAAUUGUAUAAUGAAUUGAAUUUGAUGCAUGUUUUAAAUUUAUAUAUAAAACGUCAUAUACACAUGUAUAUAUACAUAUAUAUUAAUAUUAUAUUUUACCUGAGAAAAGUUAAUGGUGAAUGUCAUUUUUUUUUUCUAACUUUGUUUAUUUAUUACAGGUUGUGGGACAAACUUGUCUUCAUUCACUCUCCAUAUAAAAAGUUAACGAGAUGCACAUUUUAAAAAAUUAACAUUGUUUUUCUUAUAGUCACAGAAGUAAAGUAUAGUACAAAAAAUAAUUACCAGGUAUAAGUUAAUCUUUUACACCUCCUUAAAUACAAGCCAUUAAAAUAACUAUGCUGAGUUCAUAGGUAGGUUCAUCUCAAUCCCUAGUUGCAGCUAUUCGAUUUUGAGUCAAAUUGGCCAAGAGACAACCAUUUUUGACUUUGAAAAUAGAAGUUUGUUAUCAUUAUUUCUUAAGAAGUACUAAAGGGAUAUGUUUGAAACUUCUUAUGUACGUUUUCCUUUGUUCCUGACUUCACUCCAUUUUAUUUUGAGCUGGAUCGAGAAAGCAAAAUGGCAAUAGAUUUCCCUUGGUUCCUAGUUGUUCCCUUUCAAUUCUGAGUCCAGUUUGGAAAUCAAAAUGGCCAACAGGUAGCCAUCUUAGAUUUGAACAGUUGAAACUUGUUUUCUCAGAAAGCUCCUAAUCUUUUUCAGACUUUAUAUUUAGGUUACUCUUGUUAUCAAAGGAUUAAUGAGGAUGAGGGGCAAGAAGGGAAAAGUAGAGAGAGAGAUCAUU